This is a messenger RNA of Thermothielavioides terrestris NRRL 8126, 1148 nucleotides long. RefSeq lists its product as uncharacterized. Bases 350 to 952 code for a protein of 200 amino acids. Lineage: Eukaryota; Fungi; Ascomycota; Sordariomycetes; Sordariales; Chaetomiaceae. Gene Ontology annotation, cellular component: mitochondrial intermembrane space. Gene Ontology annotation, biological process: phospholipid transport. The record is from RefSeq and is a predicted model, not a curated record. The transcript has a single exon. Gene Ontology annotation, molecular function: phosphatidic acid transfer activity.
AAAAAAAAAAAGACUCAGCCCGAGCACCCCCCUCUGCGGGCUGUUGGAAGCAUCCGCUCUUGCGCUGUGUCGCAACAACUUGCACAUUCGCUUUCAUCGCCCAGGAGACAGCUUGAGAUUCAUAUACCAUAUCGACAACGCGAAAGCCGAUUGUCGAGCUACGAAUUUUUUUUUUUUUUUUUUGCAGCUCUUUUGGGCUUGCAGCCGACAAAGGCUGAAUUGCCGGUCUCUCCGCGUCUCUCUUUCGCGCGAAGUACGCGGCCGCAACCGGAGAUUCGGUCGAGCGCCCCGAGUUUCAUCAUCUCAACCUCGACCAGGCGUAAAGGAAAACAAGAGACAUUCAGCGGAAAUGAAGGUCUUCUCCAACACCGAGACCUUCAACUACUCGUGGGACGAGGUGUCGACGGCGAACUGGCGGAAGUACUGCCCAUGGAACCAGAAGUCGACACACGUCGUCGCCGUCGACACGCUCAGCCGGACGGUCGACCCGGAGACGGGCAUCCUGCGCACGGAGCGGCUCAUCACCUGCCGGCAGAGCGCGCCAGAAUGGCUCAAGAGCCUGAUGGGCGGCUGCAUCGACGAGUCGCAGGUGUUUGAGACGUCGUACGUCGACCCGCGCAACAAGACGGUCACGAUGGUGUCGACCAACCUCACGUGGAGCAACCUGAUCAACGUGCAGGAGACGGUCGUGUACCGGCCGCUCAACGAGCACCAGACGCGCUUCGAGCAGGCCGCCCAGAUCACGGCGCUCUGCGGCGGCUGGCAGCGCCUCAAGAACAGCAUCGAGGACACCCUCGUCAAGCGCUUCCGCGAGAACGCCGCCAAGGGCAAGGAAGGCUUCGAGGCCGUGCUCGCCAUGAGCCGCCGCGUGUUCGCUGAGGAGCGCGAGCGCGAGCGCGCCAUGCUGCUGCAGUCGCAGGCCGCCAACAUCCGGCAGGCUGCCACCGCUUAGGGGGAGGGGGAGGGCAGCGGCGCGCCUGCGACCGCGCCUCACCGUUCCCACAACGGCGAGGGCGGUCGCACGGGCACCAAAGACACCGAAGGGAACACGGCAUCUUAGCGCCGCUAAUUUGGAGGAACAAGGGGAGGAAAAGAGCACAUAAAGGCAAUGACGACGUGCGCACCCCGAGGCAGCAUCAAAGCACGGG